This is a messenger RNA of Cicer arietinum (chickpea), 2665 nucleotides long. RefSeq names its product serine/threonine-protein kinase VPS15-like. NCBI's taxonomy places the organism in Eukaryota, Viridiplantae, Streptophyta, Magnoliopsida, Fabales, Fabaceae. Gene Ontology annotation, cellular component: phosphatidylinositol 3-kinase complex, class III, type I; nucleus-vacuole junction; phosphatidylinositol 3-kinase complex, class III, type II. Gene Ontology annotation, biological process: late endosome to vacuole transport; macroautophagy; protein phosphorylation. Gene Ontology annotation, molecular function: ATP binding; protein serine/threonine kinase activity. The record is from RefSeq and is a predicted model, not a curated record.
UUCCACACACGUCACGCUAAAAUGAACCAAAAACAUAACGUAUUUAAAAACGCGAAAAUCUGAAAACGCGCGAAAAUCACUAGUUAGGACUUAGAAGGCAUAAAAAUAAAAGCAGAAAAAAGCGAUUACGUGAUUGAUUGAUAAUAAUCGAUGGGGAACAAAAUCGCGCGCACAACGCAAGUUUCAGCGUCGGAGUAUUACCUACAGGAUUUACCGUCGACGUAUAAUCUGGUUCUGAAAGAAGUUCUUGGACGCGGUCGUUUCUUCAAGUCCAUUCAGUGUAAACACGACGAAGGUUUGGUUCUCGUCAAGGUUUAUUUCAAACGUGGCAAUUUCAUCAAUCUCUCUGAUUAUGAACGACGUCUUUCUCAGAUCAAAGAUAUUUUCAGUAACAUCGAUCAUCCUCACGUUUGGCCUUUUCAGUUUUGGCAAGAAACGGAUAAAGCAGCUUAUCUUUUGAGGCAAUAUUUCUUCCAUAAUUUGCAUGAUCGAUUAAGUACUCGACCUUUUCUUAGUUUCGUUGAGAAGAAAUGGUUGGCUUUUCAGUUGCUUUUAGCUGUAAAACAGAGCCACGAGAAGGGAGUGUGUCAUGGCGAUAUCAAGUGUGAAAAUGUGCUAAUUACAUCAUCGAAUUGGCUUUACCUUGCUGACUUUGCCUCUUUCAAACCCACUUACAUUCCGGAUGAUGACCCAUCUGAUUUCUCUUUUUUCUUUGACACGAGUGGCAGAAGACUCUGCUAUCUGGCACCUGAGAGGUUUUAUGAACAUGGAGGGGAGAUGCAGGUGGCACAAGAUUCCCCCCUAAAGCCAUCAAUGGAUCUAUUUGCUGUCGGGUGUGUUAUUGCUGAACUUUUCCUUGACGGGCAACCACUAUUUGAACUGUCUCAACUUCUUGCAUAUCGCAGAAGACAACAUGAUCCAAGUCAACAUCUUGAAAAAAUACCAGAUAUUGGAAUCCGUAAGAUGAUUCAACACAUGAUUCAGUUAGAACCAAAGUCCCGAUUUUCUGCUGAAAAAUACCUAAAGGAAUAUGCUGGAGUUGUAUUCCCUUCCUAUUUUUCACGAUUUCUGCAUGAUUUUUACUGUUGCUGGAGUCCUCUCCAUUCUGAUAUGAGGGUUUUACUAUGCCAGAGUGCUUUCCAGGAAAUACUUAAGCAAAUGAUGAACAAGCAGUCAUCUAAUGAUGCAGGUGUUACUUCUAGAAAACUUUUGGAAGAGAUCGUUGCCAAAGAAAGCGCGAGUUUCAUGAAGGACUCACAAAGGAAAAGAGAGGACUUAGGCAAAGGGUUACUAAGGGAUGCUAAAAAUAACAAUAAGAAUCCAUCUGGUCCUCAGCCAGUAAUAGGAAAUGCACAAAAUUCUACCUUCCCUGAAAAUCUAAAAAGUUUGCAGUCUCCUGGUGAGCUGCUUCAAACUAUCUCCAAUGCAUUUCGAGGAAAUGAUCAUCCCUUUUUGAAAAGUAUUACUAUGGACAACUUAAAUUCGUUGAUGUUAGAGUAUGAUAGUCAGUCAGAUACAUUUGGAACUCCUUUUCUACCAUUACCAAGGGAUAGUAUGAGAUGUGAAGGCAUGGUUUUGAUAACUUCUUUGCUCUGCUCCUGCAUACGCAAUGUCAAGUUGCCUCGCCUGAGGAGGGCAGCUGUACUCUUGUUGAAGGCUUCUGCCCUAUAUAUUGACGAUGAAGAUCGUUUGCAGCGUGUUAUCCCAUAUGUGAUUUCAAUGCUUUCUGAACCAUCAGCAAUUGUGCGUUGUGCUGCUUUGGAGACUUUGUGUGACAUUCUUGCCUUAGUGCGUGAUUUUCCUCCCAGUGAUGCAAAGAUAUUUCCCGAGUAUAUUCUUCCAAUGCUUUCUAUGCUUCCCGAUGAUCCUGAGGAAAGUGUGCGGAUAUGCUAUGCCAGCAAUAUAGCUAAGCUGGCACUCACUGCUUAUGGCUUUUUGAUACACUCAAUAAGCUUGAGUGAGGCAGGUGUCCUUGAGAAACUGAGUUUGCCACGGAAGCCAUCGACAUCAUCUUCUCAGACCUCUGAGAGAAUGAAGAUGAUAAAUAGUGAUGUCCAGCUUCUGCAUCUGAGGAAAUCAAUUGCAGAGGUUGUUCAAGAACUUGUUAUGGGUCCAAAGCAAACACCAAAUAUUAGGAGAGCAAUUCUUCAGGACAUCGGUAAACUUUGCUACUUCUUUGGUGUGAGACAAAGUAAUGACAUUCUCUUACCUAUCCUUCCUGCCUUCUUAAAUGACCAAGAUGAGCAAGUAAGGACAGUAUUCUACGAAAAGAUUGUUUAUGUAUGCUUUUUUGUGGGCCAAAGAAGUGUAGAGGAAUAUCUAUUACCUUACAUUGAGCAAGCUUUAAGUGACGCAACAGAAGCUGUCAUUGUUAGAGCCUUAGAAUGUUUGACUUUUCUAUGCAAAAGCGGUUUCUUGCGGAAGACGAUAUUGCUUCAAAUGUUCGAGCGUGCCUUUCCUUUAUUGUGUAAUCCUAGUAAAUGGGUACGAAGAUCAGUUGUCUCUUUCAUUGCUGCUUGCAGCAAAAGCCUGGGUAAAGUGGAUUCUGAUGCUUUCCUUGCUCGUGUUAUACGUCCUUUCAUUAGUAGACGGCCUGUGCCUCUUGCUUCCGAUAAAGAUCUUCUUAGAAUAUUAGAAAAUAUCUUAUAAUAUAUUUUAUAUUAUA